This is a messenger RNA of Dothidotthia symphoricarpi CBS 119687, 506 nucleotides long. RefSeq lists its product as uncharacterized. The record is from RefSeq and is a predicted model, not a curated record. The transcript has a single exon. NCBI's taxonomy places the organism in Eukaryota, Fungi, Ascomycota, Dothideomycetes, Pleosporales, Dothidotthiaceae. Bases 24 to 506 code for a protein of 160 amino acids.
CCUUUCCCUUACUUCCAGCUAUAAUGAGCUCUCCCACACACGACAAGACGUUGAUCAUAGCCAUACCAACCGCGAUCAGUAUUUUGCUAAUCGCAGCAAUCUUGUCAAUAUACAAAAUCUGGACCAUGUUACCAGCCACCAAACUCGGAAUUUCCAGCGGCAAAACGCCAGGCAAUGAUAACAGCAAUCGUACAUGGUAUGGUCGAAAGCAGCGCGAUGAAUCCACGCUGCCCGUUAGGGAGAAAUCAUUCCGAGAACAGCAUCUAAACGACCUUCGCGCUUGGAAACAGUCUCAUACUGCUAAACGUCGAGCUGAGAUGGCAGGUGAUGCUCAAUUGACUGUACCCGCGCCUGUGCAUGAUGCUCAUCAUGGGGAGACUGCGCAGCGGGCGGAACGCGAUUUGGAACGUGGACAUGGUCUUGUUGUAGAGGGCGGCGGGAGGGGAGAGACUGGGGGCUUGAAACCUCCGCCUGCGUCGCACACUGGAGGGGGGAGUACACGUUGA